GUCUGUAAUUUAUUUCCUCCUGCGCCAACGACCACGCGCCUCAAAGACAGAGCUGGAAUCUUCACGUUUUCUCCUUCGCCAUUUCCGUUCUUACUCUUUCAUCCUUUCCCUCUUCGCCUUCACACUCUUUGACCUCCACAGAAACCAAGCAAUUCUUCAGCUCCAUCUUUUUUCUUUCUUUUUCUUUUCUUUUCUUUUUUUUUGUCCGCAACGAUUUUUUUUUGAUACCCAUUGAUACGUACGUCCUCACAUUCCUUUAACCUUGUUCCUCGAUUUAUUUUUCAUUCUCUGGACUCCAAAUGCUUCACACCCACACGACUGGGGCUUCCCCUAACACCACAUCCACACCUACCACGCGGCGGAGAGCCAUCUUCGGCGCCAUCUUCCCGCACUCCCAGCCCCAGCACGACCAGCACAGUCCUGUCCACCCUCACCUCCCUGUUCAUGAAUACACCACAAAUCAAAGCGCCUCAGAGUACCCACCAAGCGGUACCACUGCGCCCAACAUGGUCACCCCAUCAGCACGAGCCCGACGCCAAAACCGCAUCUCUACCACAUUUGGUGGACCCGGUUCCGUAUGCGGUUCAGGGUCCGGCUCUUCCCAAUCAACUUCCGCACCUUCUUCCCCAUCGUCGCCUCUCACAACAUUAUUCGAGACCCUCACUCAAUCUCCCACGACUCUGACGAAUUCCUUCCCUGCCCUUGCUGGGGAUCGGGAAGAUGUGUUUCAGUACUCUGAUCUUGUAAGUCAACAUCCGCUUUCAAACUCGCCUACAUCCGGCACGAGCCCGCUUGAGAGUGGGACUUUUGGUCUGGAUGUCGAGGCGAUCAAUGCUGUUCGACAGAGGCAGAAACGACAACAGCAAGGAAGAGAGGGGAGUGAUAACGACACGCCGAUCAUGUAUUCUCAUGAGGUGCAGCGUGAGGGAGCACAAGCAGAUCAGACGACAACAUCCAUGGCGUCGUGGUCACCGACGCUUGAGGGGCAUAGGGCACGGUUUACGUUCGGGUACGACGAUAAACUCGUCAAAGAGGUCCAGGAUGCCUUCCCGUCACCACCGUCGCCCAUGGCUACUGAUACUACGAGUACCCAUAUCCCACACCCAAACAACUUCAAGAAGGAUCGUUUCACAGCUGAACUGCCACCCUUGCCGCUAUCAUCCUCGGUCCAUACACCCCGGAUUCACUCCACAAGUUCUACCAAUCCCGCAGCUUCAUCAACGACAGGAAUGGGCACUGGAAAAGCGACGACGGUCGCAGGGCUGUUCCGUAGCGCCACUUCUUCCAAACGCCGAUCGUACCUCUCUUCCACAGAUUCCACAACACCGCCACCUACUGCGGGCACCAAUCACAACUACAUAGACAGCCACAACAAUAACGCCCAUGAACCAUGGCACCUACACGUUUUACCGGUCCGGUCCAGCAGCCGGCGCUAUACCGCGUCAGCCAUCAAGGACGGUCCAUUGAAUGCCACUACAUCUUCUGCAACACCCCCAAGCCCACGCAUCCGUACCAAGAACCGACUCUCCUUCUUGGCCAGCAUGCUCUUGUCCUCGUCUUCUUCGGCUUCACCGACCGCAUCUACAGGUCCGAACAUUCCAACGGAUCUGACGAACACCUCUACCAAACCCCUCCCGCCCGUGCCUUCAUACCUUUCCAACGUCCCUCUCUCGGAUUUGCCAAUCACAACAGAAAUACUCGCGCAAGACUCAACAGAGACUGUUACCGCAACCAUGUCAUCAAUACCACCAUCGCGCAAUGCCUACUCCCUCGACUCAUCCUCCCUGGCCCUGCGCCCAAGUACGACCACGACCCCGAUCAACAACAACAUCAUCCGCACGCGAUCCCACUCCGCCACCAGCAAGAGCAUCCUCUCGCUCACCGACAGUAACUUCCUCUCCUCCGCCCCCACAAAAUCCCGUCCUCGUCCAUCCGUACUCCCUCCUCCAGUCGUGCCUGCAGCUAAACCCCCACCUCUACAGACACAACAUCCACCUCCACCACUCUCAUUCAGCUAUCCUGAAGCCCAUCUUCCACAACAGACAUACCGCCCAUACGACCCACAGUAUUGUGCACAAGAACACAUUCACCAGAUCGCCGCCAUCCCCGGCCCGAUCUCCGCAGCUCCCUCUGGUACAUCCACAGCCUCCGCUGGGGGAGAAGGUGGUAGUAGUGGAGGAGAAAUAGAAGUCCUCCAAGCAAGUCCCGGAGGAUCAGGAAGAGAAGACGAACAUCAUCCGUCCCAGGAAUCACUCAUGGUCGCCUCCCUCUCCGAAACGACCUCGGUUCCCGGAAACUAUCGUCCUCAUCAGGUCCAGCAUGGAGAUAAGCAAGCACACGGCGCAGAUCAACAACCUGCUUGCUCGCCUUCUUCCUCACCAAGCUCGACAUCGACUGUCGAUGCCAAGGGCGAUAGUAGUAAUAGCAGUAAUAGUGGUCAAAAGAAGAACCGUACGAAAAAGAAGAAGAAGGGUCGUUGCAUCACGCUUUCCAUCUUCAACUUUUUCAAUAAAAAAUAACAUG
This is a messenger RNA of Gamsiella multidivaricata, 2523 nucleotides long. RefSeq lists its product as uncharacterized. NCBI's taxonomy places the organism in Eukaryota, Fungi, Mortierellomycota, Mortierellomycetes, Mortierellales, Mortierellaceae. The transcript has a single exon. The record is from RefSeq and is a predicted model, not a curated record. The coding region runs from base 300 to 2519 and encodes 739 amino acids.